AUGAGCAUCCAGUCCCCACCCAUGGUGCUGGAGCUGGCAGGGUGCAGCCUGCUAAGUGACAAGUCCAGGGCUGUCCUGGAUCUGGAGGACCUGCCCAUAGAGCUCUUCCCACCACUCUUUGUGGAGGCCUUCAGCAGGGGACACACUGAGGUCCUGAAGAAAAUGGUGCAGGCCUGGCCCUUCACCCACCUGCCCUUGGGGGCCCUGUUGAGGAAGCCACAAGUGGAGAUGAUCCGAGUGGCCCUGGAUGGGCUGGACAUGCUGCUUGCCCAGCAGGAUCACCCCAGGAGGUGGAAACUGCAGGUGCUGGAUUUGCGGAAUGUUCCCCAGAACUUCUGGAGGAUGGGGUCUGGAGCCACAGUUGAUGCCUGCUCACCAGAGGACAUUAAGAAGAAUCGAACAUUAAAACUUGGUCCAGUCACACAGAGAAGGGACAGGCUGUACCUGUGUUGCAAUAAGCUGAAGAUCUUUGGGAAACCCACCAGCUACACCAGGAAGGUCCUGAGACUGCUGCAGCUGGACUCUAUGAGGAACCUGAGGAAGCUGCUUAUCUCCCAGGUCCUUGUACCUGCCCACACCUCCCCAGAGGAGCAGGAGUGGCUGCUUGCCCAGCUUACCUCGAAGUUCCUCAGGAUGAACUGCCUGCAGACGUUCUGUGUAGAUGCUGUCCUUCUCCUCAAGGGCCACCUGGAGCAGGUGCUGAGACACCUGAAGAUGCCCCUGAAGGCCCUCGCAAUAACCAACUGCCGGCUGCCGGAUUCAGACUGGAAUUACCUUUCCCGAUGCCCAAACACCAGCCAGCUCAGACACCUGGAUCUAAAGGGCAUCAAACUGACCACUUUUAGUCUGGAGCCCCUCAAAAUUCUUCUGGAGACUUUUGCAGCCACCCUGAGGAGCCUGGACUUGGAAGCCUGUGAGAUCACGGACUCCCAGCUCCAAGCCAUCCUGCCUGCCCUGAGCUGCUGCUCCCAGCUCAGGGCCUUGUGCUUUUUCCAGAAUCACAUCUCCACGUCGGUCCUCAGGGACCUGCUGUGCCACACUGCCAGACUAAACCAGUUGAGCCUAGAGCUAUACCCUGCCCCUCUGGAGAGCUAUGAUGCCCAGGGUGCCAUCCACCCCAGAAGAUGUUCCCAACUCUGUGCUGAGCUCACAGCAAUACUGAAGGACUUUAGGCAGCCAAAGGUCCUUAUUUUCGGUACUCUCUCAUGUCCUCAAUGUGGCUGCAUGUUUCUCUACAACCAGGGCCUCAUUCACUGUUCCUGUCCAACAGAUGCCUAG
Messenger RNA from Marmota monax (woodchuck), 1278 nucleotides. RefSeq names its product PRAME family member 12-like. Gene Ontology annotation, biological process: positive regulation of cell population proliferation; negative regulation of cell differentiation; negative regulation of DNA-templated transcription. The record is from RefSeq and is a predicted model, not a curated record. Gene Ontology annotation, cellular component: cytoplasm. NCBI's taxonomy places the organism in Eukaryota, Metazoa, Chordata, Mammalia, Rodentia, Sciuridae. The transcript has 5 exons. Bases 1 to 1278 code for a protein of 425 amino acids.